This is a messenger RNA of Mobula hypostoma (lesser devil ray), 3852 nucleotides long. RefSeq names its product N-acylneuraminate cytidylyltransferase-like. The record is from RefSeq and is a predicted model, not a curated record. Gene Ontology annotation, molecular function: N-acylneuraminate cytidylyltransferase activity. Bases 447 to 2588 code for a protein of 713 amino acids. The transcript is spliced from 12 exons. Lineage: Eukaryota; Metazoa; Chordata; Chondrichthyes; Myliobatiformes; Myliobatidae.
UUCCUCCCUCCAGAGCGGUUCGACUCGUUGAGUUCCUUGGCGGCUGGUGGUGGUUGUCGCUGCGUGUUCGUACCCUCGGACUGGUGGUUUACCGGGUCGGAUGACAGUCGGUGUUCUGCAAGUUUACACCUAACCUCACCCCCGCAGUGCAGGAGGAAAGGGGGUGCUGGGGAAAGGGAGGGGGAGCUGCAGCGGCGAGUCUGGGCGGUGUGGAGAAACGCUGUGACUCGGCUCCGGGACCGGGACGGGGACCGCGACCGCGACGGCGACCAAUAGCAGAGUGCCUGCACCACGUGUCGGCGUCUCGGCUGUGGCGCGGCCGGCGCCGGUCACGGAUUUAAGGGCGGCCGAAAACGAAACCCGACCUGUUUGCCGGUCUCCCGUUUGACGCCCGCCCAUCUCCGGCCUUCGCCGCCGCUCCCCUCCCUCACGUCCACGGCCUGCAGAUGAGCUUGGGAAAGCAGCCACGGAGGUCGGAUCCGUCGCACCGGCCGCUGAGCCAGUCGCCGCCCCGCAAGAAGCCGCUGAGCGAGCCGGCGCCGGCUGUAGCCUCCCCGGCUGGGAAGCGACACUUCGCCGCCCUGGUGCUGGCCCGGGGAGGCAGCAAGGGGAUCCGGCUGAAGAACAUCAGGCUGCUGGCCGGCCGGCCGCUCCUGGCUUGGGUGCUGAGGGCAGCCCAGCACUCAAGGCAGUUCGACAGCAUAUGGGUUUCAACUGACCAUGAUGAGAUUGAAAAAGUGGCAAGAAAGUAUGGAGCUCGAGUGCACCGUAGAAGUGCAGAAGUAUCAACUGAUACUGCAAGUUCUUUAGACACUAUCUGCGAAUUCCUUAGAAACCACAAAGAUCCCGAGAUGCACAUUGACGUGAUUGGUAAUAUACAGUGCACUUCACCUUGUCUCCUCCCGUGUCAUUUGACUGAAGUGGUAAAGAUGAUGAAGGAAAAGGAGUACGAUUCAGUGUUUUCUGUCGUAAGACGUCAUCAAUUUCGGUGGUUGGAGGUACAAGCAGAUAAAGUGACAGAGCCAUUGAAUUUAAAUCCAGCUAAGAGACCAAGGAGACAAGAUUGGCGAGGAGAGCUCUGUGAAAAUGGAUCAUUCUAUUUUGCCACUACAGAAUUGCUUGAGAAUGGAUAUGUCCAGGGUGGUAAAAUAGCUUAUUAUGAGAUGCAGCCAGAGUAUAGUGUAGAUAUUGAUGAAGAACUUGACUGGCCCAUUGCUGAACAAAGAGUUAAAAGGUGUGGUUAUUUCGGCAAAAUGAACAAAGUAAACCUUGUUGUUUGUUCCCUGGACUCGCAACUCCAAUGUGAAUGCAAAAGUCGAGGGUAUGAGUUGUCAGAUAUGCCAAGAAUUAAAAAAAUGAAGGACCAUAACAUUCGGACUGAAUUCAUCCCUGACUCUGAUAGAGAAAGGAAGAGGAGCACCAUGGAAACAUGGCUGAAGGAAAUGGGCAUUGGUUGGGAGAAUGUGGCUUACUUUGGAAACAAUGACUCUGACCUCGAGUGCCUGAAGAAAGCUCACUUCGGAGGUGUCUGUGGUGGAGCUGCACCCCACGUUCAAGAAGUGGCAGACUACAUCUGCAGCAGCAAAGAUAGAAUCUGUGAUGUGGAGGAAUUUAUUAACUACAUGGUACAGCUGAUGGCAAAACAUAGAGCUGAGAACUCUGGGGAGAGCAGUACACCUGGAAGCACAAAGGCAAAAAAGGAUCUGAAAACCAAAAUGAACAAAAUAAAUCUUGUGGUUUGUUCCUCAGACUCUACCCUCGAAAGUCAAUGCCAAAAUCAUGGCUAUAGGUUGUUAGUGAUGCCUGAAGUUGAAAAAAUGAAGAAAAAUAGCAUUCGGGUAGAAUUGAUUCCUAACUCUAAACAAUGGAAGAAAAACACUAUGGAAGUAUGGCUGAAGGAAAUGGGCAUCGGUUGGGAGAAUGUGGCUUACUUUGGAAACGGUUUCUCCGAUCUCGAGUGCCUGCAGAAAGCUCGCUUUGGAGGUGCCUCUGGUGGUGCCGCACCCCAAGUUCAGGAGGUGGCAGACUACGUCUGCAGCAGCAAAGACAGAGCCGGUGAUGUGAAGGAAUUUGUUAACCACGUGAUUGGGCUGAUGGCAAAAUGCAAAGCUGAGAACAUGGGAGAGAGUACUGCGCCUGAAACCGCAAACACUAAAAACCAUCGGACAACCAAAAAGAAAGAAGUAAACCUUGUGGUUUGUUCCCUGAGAUCACAGUUUGAACAGGAAAGCAAAAAUGAAGAGUACAUUUUGUCAAUUAUGUCUGAAGUUAAAAAAAUGAAGAAUAGCAGCAUCCGGGUAGAAUUUAUUCCUGACUUUGAACAAUGGAAGAAAAAGACCAUGGAAGUUUGGAUGAGAGAAAUGGGCAUCGGUUGGGAGAAUGUGGCUUAUUUCGGAAACAAUGACUCUGAUGUUGAGUUCCUGAAGAAAGCUUGCGUUGGAUGUGCUUCUGGUGAUGCACCGUCCCAAGUUCAGCAAGGGGCAGACUACAUCUGCAACAACAGUGGUAAAAUUAGUGAUGUGGAGGAGUUUCUUGACCACGUGGCGCUGCUGAUGGAGAAACAACAGAGCCAAGAAUGCAAGCAGUAGCAAAGCAACUGAAAGCGCAAUCAUUCCCAAUGUUAAAGUAUUUUGAAAUGAACAGUUUAGAGUCAUGAACCUCAAAAGGGCAGGAAAAGAAGUAUGGAGUGAAGGAGGGGAAGAGAGGAGGUGAAGGGUGGGAGGUAAAUGGUGUAGUUUGAUAAACAGUCCUACAACAGUGAAACAGAUCCAUUGGUGAAUGCUGUCCAUGUCAGCCAUCAAAUGUAAAUUACUAAUCCCACUGUGCAGUAGCUUCACACGCAAGCACUGCAUAGAGGUGGGGUUGGUAGCAGCACUGUGAGGUUGUGGUUUUUGCUGUCUCCCAGAUGCAGGGACCUGGUUUUGAUUGUGAUUUCCGGUGCUGUCUGAGUUUUGACAUGCUCUGUGUCCAUGAAGGGUGCCCUGGGUGCUCUGGUCUCCUUGCACAUCAAGUGUUUCCUCUUGCAUUUCUGAUGGGUCAAUCAGUCACUAGUGUUGGCAAAUUGCAAGAGUGCCUAGAAAGGAGAGAUUGAAGGAUAUUUUAAAUACAAGAAAGUAAGAGGGAGAAUGGGAUUACGCUAUUCAGUGUUGGCAUAGAGACAAUGGGUUGAAUGGACUGUUCUGUGUUGUAACAGGUUAAAUGACAUCCUGUGACACUUCUGAAAUGACCAGAACUGUCAAAGCUAUCCAGUGCUUAUAAACAUUUUUGUGAAGUAUACAAAAUAGCAAGAAGAUUUAAUCGGUUUGGUUUAAAAUUUUAAUAGAUAUUCAUAAGUAUUUCUACAGUAUGAGCUUAUAUGACCUUGUUAAUUGGCCUGAUAUAAUGCUAAGUGGUAGAAUCUAGGGGAGUUGAUGGAAAUGUAGGAAGAAUUAGUUUGUCUCUGUUUGAUGGUUUUACAGCUAUGGAUCAAAGGGCCUUUUUAUGUGCUCUGACUCUUUAACAAUCACAGCUCAUCUCUUCUGGGUUUUUCAUUUGUGUGAUCUUGGGAAUCUGCAAGUUUGUGUGUGCGGAGCUAUUGGGGUAUACAUAGUAUAUGCACAGACUGGUUCAGCACAGUUGCUCAACGAUGUAGCAAUAUAUUUUCAAUAUUUGAGAAUGAAAUACUUGAAUCCCCUACACUGCCUCCUUCCCUUUUCCUGGUACUUCCACUCCCGGUCGUCUAUUUAUUAAAAAUAGUUUACUAUAUAAAUCAACGAUCUUUGAUUAGCAAUGUAAAUAUUGGAAUCUUCAGAUGAAUGUAGUUUGCUUUGAAAUGUUUGAAAUAAAUAAAUAAAUAAAUCUUAAUUUACUGUC